UCUGCUAAACGGUAAUCCACUAAAGCUGUUCGUUCCUUUGCUGAUUCCUUCUCCUUUGGUAGUUUCUCCCUUUUUUAUUGGCUGAUCACACUCUGAAACUCAGCCCGUUUCGUUUUCAUUCAAACCCACCACACCUCUCUCGUCCUCUCUGGCUGCCCGGUGGCCGGUUUGUUACAAAGACCUUCAAAUGUCCUCCUCAUCUACACCUGCGAAUCAUAAUCAGAAAGAAAUUGAUGGGCAUAUUAUACCUACGGAUCAGGACGUCCUGCAGAAACAUGUUGCAUUCUUUGAUAGGAAUCAUGACGGCGUGAUUUAUCCUUGGGAAACUUUUCAAGGUUUUCGUGCGAUUGGGAGUGGGCUCUUUCUGUCAACCGUCUCUGCCUUAUUCAUAAACUUUGGUCUCAGCCGGAAAACUCGUCCUGGGAAAUUUCCUUCUCUCCUCUUUCCAAUUGAGGUUAAAAACAUUCAAAAAGCCAAACACGGGAGUGACUCUGGUGUAUAUGACUCUGAAGGAAGGUUUGUUCCUUCGAAGUUUGAAGAAAUUUUCAGCAAGCAUGCUCUUACCUACCCAAGUUCUUUAACAUCAGAUGAACUGAUGCGGAUGCUGAAGGCUAACAGGGCUCCCAAGGACUAUGGUGGAUGGCUUGCUAGCUAUACAGAGUGGAAGGUCCUAUAUAUCCUCUGCAAGGACAAGAAUGGCUUACUGCCGAAGGAAACAAUUAAAGCUGUUUAUGAUGGAAGCUUGUUUGAACGGAUGGAGAAGGAAAGAUUGUCGGCGAAAAAGAAAGCUGUUGUGUAACUAAAUGCAUGCCCAGUCUGCUAAUCUGGUCUUCCGGGGCUUGCUUAUCGAUUCGACAGUCUAGUUUAAAAGUUUGUCAUUGGUUCAACUUGUGGGUUUGUUUGAUGAGGCUUUGAAUGUAAAGUGAGUUCAAGUUGGUUA
Messenger RNA from Juglans microcarpa x Juglans regia, 940 nucleotides. Its product is annotated as probable peroxygenase 4. Gene Ontology annotation, molecular function: monooxygenase activity; calcium ion binding. Bases 188 to 799 code for a protein of 203 amino acids. The record is from RefSeq and is a predicted model, not a curated record. NCBI's taxonomy places the organism in Eukaryota, Viridiplantae, Streptophyta, Magnoliopsida, Fagales, Juglandaceae. The transcript is spliced from 7 exons.